Messenger RNA from Gaeumannomyces tritici R3-111a-1, 6075 nucleotides. RefSeq names its product DNA topoisomerase 2. Gene Ontology annotation, biological process: DNA topological change; sister chromatid segregation; resolution of meiotic recombination intermediates. The record is from RefSeq and is a predicted model, not a curated record. Gene Ontology annotation, cellular component: nucleus. The transcript is spliced from 4 exons. The coding region runs from base 452 to 5551 and encodes 1699 amino acids. Gene Ontology annotation, molecular function: DNA topoisomerase type II (double strand cut, ATP-hydrolyzing) activity; DNA binding; ATP binding. NCBI's taxonomy places the organism in Eukaryota, Fungi, Ascomycota, Sordariomycetes, Magnaporthales, Magnaporthaceae.
GCCAAAUCGGGGUGCCAGGCACAACAAACAACAGCUGCUGAAGGGGGGUAGCAAAAAUUACCCUAUCACGGUGGCUGCAUUGAUCUUAGACUCCCUGGAGCGCAGCGCAGCCGCCUCCGCUGCGCGUUCCCCUCACUUCUUCCAUAACACGCUUUAUUAUCUUUUGGGUUUUCCUUCAACGAACCUGGCCUGGCUCAGGUUUGGGACAGUCAUCCGUCGCGACCGGGUGUCUGGUCCUUUUUUCGCUCGCUUCCAGUCCUUACUUGCCUCUCACUCUGUUAUCACCCCGGCCACUGCCACUGCCGCCGCCGCUGCCCACAGGACCCCCUCGCGUCCGCGCCUGCUGGAGCUCGCCGGGCCUGGUCUCAGCACCUUACAACCACGCCGCGGUCCUUCACUCCUCCAUCUGCGCCACAAAUCUACCCGCGCAUCGCGGCCAAAAUCGCCCACCAUGGAUUCCGACAACGACUCCAUAGACAACUUCCUGGACAACGAGUCCGAUGGGUACUCCCCCGAGCCUAAACCAAAAGCCAAGCCCGCCGCAAAGAAGGCAGCAGCAAAGCCCGCCGCUACCAAAGCUGCGCCCAAGAAGAAGCUUACCCAGUCCAAGCUUGCAGUGUCAAAGAAGCGCGCAAAGCCGGAUUCGGACGACGACGGCGGCGCUGGGUCGGACGAUGACGCCAACCUCUCAAACACACCACCAAACUCCAAGAAGCAGAAGAAGGCUCCCGCCAAGAAGCCUAGCGGGAAGCCCCUCGCCGAGAUAGAGAGCGACAGCAUGAACCUGGACGGCGCUGCCGACGACGUCGACGUGAAGCCCAAAUCCAACAAGUCCGCAACCGAGACGUACCAGAAGCUCACCCAGCUCGAGCACAUCAUCAAGCGCCCCGACACCUACAUCGGCUCCGUGGAGCGGACCGACCAGAAGCUAUGGGUCUUCAACAAGGAGACGCAGCUGGUGGAGAACAGGACCGUCAACUUUGUGCCUGGUCUCUACAAGAUCUUUGACGAAAUCCUCGUAAACGCUGCCGACAACAGCCAGCGUGACAAGACCAUGACGGCGCUCAAGGUCACCAUCGACCGCGAGUCGGGCCAGAUUUCCGUCGAGAACAACGGAAAGGGAAUCCCCGUCGAGAUGCACGAGAAGGAGAAGGUCUACAUCCCCGAGUUGAUUUUCGGCCACCUCCUGACUGGUUCCAACUACGACGACAAGGAGCUGAAGACCGUUGGUGGCCGCAACGGUUACGGUGCCAAGCUUACCAACAUCUUCAGUACCGAGUUCAUCCUCGAGUGCCAGGACAGCAACAACGGCAAGAACUACUCGCAGAGGUGGACCAACAACAUGGGCGUGUGCGAAAAGCCCAAGAUCAAGGCCAAGAAGUCGGCCGAUUACGUGCGCGUCACUUUCAAGCCCGACUACAAGCGCUUCGGGAUGGAGAAUGGCAUCGACGACGAUCUCGAAGGCCUCAUGUACCGCCGCGUCUACGACAUGGCUGGUACCCUGGAGUCCAACAUCAAGGUUUUUCUGAACGGCGAGCAGCUCAAGAUCAACUUCAAGAAGUACUGUGAGAUGUACGCCAAGUCCAUCGCCAAGGAGCGCGACGAUGUGGCGCCCGAGGGUGCCGAAGGCGCCCCCGUGGCCGAGGUCAUCUUCGAGGACCCCAAGCUGCAUACCCGCUGGAAGGUGGCCUUCACCGUGUCGGACGGCUCGUUCCAGCAGGUCUCGUUCGUCAACUCCAUUGCCACCACCUCUGGAGGCACGCACACCAACUAUAUCGCCGACCAGAUCUGCCAGGCGCUGCUAGCCGACCUCAACAAGAAGAAGAAGGGCCACUCGCUCAAGCUGAACCAUAUCCGCAACUACAUCUUCAUCUUCGUCAGCGCCCUCGUCGAGAACCCGGCGUUCACGUCGCAGACCAAGGAGCAGAUGACGACCAAGGCCAGCGCUUUUGGCAGCAAGUGUACGCUGUCCGACGCCUUCCUCAAGAAGGUCAAGCAGACCGAGGCCAUCGAGAACAUUAUCCACUUCGCCGAGAAGAAGGCGGACAAGAUGCUUUCCAAGAGCGACGGCAACAAGCGCUCGCGCAUCAGCAACGACAAGCUGGUCGAGGCCAACUUGGCUGGUACCAGGCACGGCCACGAGUGCACCCUCAUCCUGACCGAGGGUGACUCGGCCAGAGGUCUGGCUGUUGCUGGCCGCGCUGUACUGGACCCGGACCGCAUCGGCGUCUUCCCCCUGCGCGGAAAGAUGCUGAACGUGCGAGAUGCGCCCGUCGAGCAGAUCCUGAAGAACAAGGAGAUCCAGAACAUCAAGCAGUUCCUCGGUCUCAAGCACAAGCAGAACUACACCGACACCAAGAGCCUGCGGUACGGUCACCUCAUGAUCAUGGCCGAUCAGGAUCACGACGGUAGUCACAUCAAGGGGCUUCUCAUCAACUUCCUCCAAGUGCAAUUCCCAUCCCUGCUGCAGAUCCCAGACUUCUUCCAGGAGUUCAUCACCCCCGUCGUCAAGGUGUGGCAGGGCUCUAACCCCAAGAAGCCGCUCAGGCUCAAGAGCUUCUUCAACCUGCCUCAGUACGAGGAGUGGAAGGAGGCCCACAAGCAUGAGAUCCGGCGCUGGGAUUACAAGUACCUCAAGGGACUGGGAACCUCGUCCAACGAGGACGCCCAGGUCUACUUCACCGACCUAGAUCGCCACCUGAAGGAGUUCGAUACGAUGAAGCCCCAGGAGGUCGAUCUCUUCGAGCUGGCUUUCUCCAAGAAGAAGGCCGACGCCCGAAAGGAGUGGCUUGGCAACUUUGUUCCCGGCACAUACCUGGACAACUCGACCAAAUCUGUCUCGUACACCGACUUCGUCAACAAGGAGCUCAUCCUCUUCAGCAUGGCAGACAACAUGCGCUCGAUUCCUUCCGUGGUUGACGGUCUGAAGCCUGGACAGCGCAAGGUCAUCUUUGCCAGUUUCAAGCGGAACCUGGUCAAGGACAAGAAGGUGGUCGAGUUGGCUGGUUUCGUUUCCGAGGUGGCCGCCUACCACCACGGUGAGGCCUCGCUACAGCAGACCAUUGUCGGCUUGGCUCAAAAUUUUGUCGGGUCCAACAACGUGAACUGUCUCGAGCCCAGCGGUAACUUCGGUUCUCGUCUUGCCGGUGGAUCCGAUGCCGCCAGCGCUCGUUACAUCUUCACUCGCCUGUCACCAUUUGCCCGUCGCGUUUUCUCUGCCCUGGACGAGCCUAUUUUGCAGCACCAAGUGGAUGAUGGCAAGGUCAUUGAGCCAAAAACGUACGCACCCGUCAUCCCCAUGGUUCUGGUCAACGGUGCCGACGGUAUCGGCACCGGUUGGAGCACGUCGAUCCCCAACUACCACCCCAAGGACAUUGUCGACAACCUGAGGCGACGCAUGGGCCGCAUGGAUGGGGAAGAAGAGCAACCUUUCCAGACCAUGCUCCCCUGGUUCCGUGGCUGGAAGGGCUCGGUGCGAGCCGAGGGUCCGGGGCGGUACAGCUUCAAUGGUACCGCAGAGGUGGACGAAAAGAAUCCUAACGAGGUCGUCAUCACGGAGCUGCCCAUCCGGAUGUGGACGGAUGAUUUCAAGGCCAAGCUGGAGGACAUCAUCCGUGCCGAGAAGGCCCCGUCCUUCAUCAAGGACUACAAGGAGUUCAACGACCACCGCAACGUGCACUUCAUCAUCCAGCUCGAGGAAAAGCACAUGCAGAUCGCGCUCAAGGAGGGUCUCUUGGAGAAAUUCAAGCUUCUCAAGAAUAUCGCCACGACGAACUUGGUCGCUUUCGACACCAACGGCAUGAUCCGCAAGUACGAAAAAGUAGAGGACAUCCUUGAGGAGUACUACCACUACCGGUUCAACAUGUACACCGAGCGCAAGGCCCACUGGCUCAAGGUGUACCAUGCCGACUACCGCAAGCUAAAGAACCAGUACCGUUUCAUCUCGGAGAUCAUCGAGGGCAAGCUGGUCGUCUCCAAGAAGAAGAAGGUCGUUCUAGUUCAGGAGCUGCGCGACCGCAAGUAUGAGGCCUUCCCCAAGACCGAGGCUGCAAAGAGGGCCAAGGAGGACGAUGAGGACAACGAGCCCGCAGAGGAAGAAGACGAAGGCAGCGCCAGCGACUACGAUUACCUUUUAUCGAUGGCUAUCUGGUCGCUCACAUACGAGCGUUUGGAGAAGCUCAAGAAGUUAAUCGACGCCAAAAAGGCCGAGUAUGACGAUCUGGAGAGCAAGAGCGAGAAGGACCUGUGGUGCAAGGAUCUAGACGACUUCAUGGAGGAGUGGGAGGAGCAGAUGCGGCUCGACAAGGAGAUCCAGACCAACAUCAACCGCAUGGGUCGUCGUGUCUCUAAGAAGAUCGGCGCCGGCCGAGGAGGCGGUCGCAAGCCCAAAGCAGCCGACGACGACUACGCCCCGACCAAGGGCAAGGCCGCAUCAAAGGCCGCACCCAAGGCUGCUGCGAAGGUUAAAGAGGGCCCGGCGAUCAAGGUCGAGCCGACAAAGACGCACGAGCGCUUCGCAAGCAUGUUCUCGGCGAAGCCCAAAGCAAAGGCCACCAGCAGGUCUCAGUUCGACGGGGCAUCAGACGAUCUCUCCGAAGACGACUUUGCUGCGCUCAGCAAGCCCAAGGCCCCUUCAGUCAAGAAGGAGGACUCGGAUGAGAGGCCCGCAGAUACUGUCAUGGAUCUGGACGACGAUUCGAUACAGGUGCCCGUGCGCUCCAAGCGCGCCGCUGCAGCGAAGCCCAAGCAAUGGAUCGUCGAAGACGACGAGUCCGAGUCCGAUUUUGACGACAAGAUGCUGGACGACGUCGGAGCAAUGGUCAAGGGCAUCGGCAAGCCCGAGGCCGAGUCGGGCAACGGCACCUCGGGCCGGUUGAGCCUGUUCGCCAUGUCUCGCCCGGAGAGCAGCGGCGACAACGCCAGUGCGACACUCAACAGCAAACUCAAGACGAAACAUUCCAAGACAUUUGCCGACCUAGACAGCCCCGACGAGACCAACUACGAACUCCUGGCCCAGCGCUCUAGCCCCGUCAAGUCGGUCAAGGACGACGUUGUCGACCAAUUCCUCUCGGACGACGACGACGACGACGACCUGCCGCCACCCAGCAAGAUUGCAGCCACGGCCAAGGCCUCGUCGUCGGCAGCACCUCCCAAGGCCCCCCUCAGCGUCGUCGCCGCCCCAGCCAAGAAGGCUCGCGGACGCCCGGCGGGUGCCAAGAACAAGGCCAAGGAGGACGCGCCGGCGCCAAAGGCCAAGGCUAAGACGGCGGCAGCCAAGAAGCAGACGACGCUCUCGCCCGCCGCCAAGGCCUACGCCGCGAAGCUCAAGGCGAAGAAGACGGUCAUGGACGACGACGAGGAUGAUGACGACGACGACCUCGUUAUGAGGGACGCGCCCGCUUCCCCCGUCGCUGCGGCUCCCAAGGCGCGUGGCCGUCCCGCGCGCGCCGCCGCUUCCAAGCCCAAGAAGCCAAUCGUCCUCGACGACUCGGACGAUUCGAUGGGCAACGACAAGGACGAGAGUGACGAUUUCGGCGAGGACAGCGACUAAAAAGGUCGCCUAAGAGACUAUAUGUCGGCGUUUUGACAAAAAAAAACAUACAUGAGAUAUGCGGGAUAUGGAUUGAUGCUGGUGGAAGCACAUCUUUCUUCUUUUUAUCCUUUUCCGGCGUCUUUUCUCUCUGUAAUCGGGGACGGUCGGGUAGAGUGAGAGCGGAACGGAGAUGGUGUCUGGGAUGGGUGUAUGUUUUUUUUUCAUUCUCCCUGACUUGCAUCGCCUUGCCUCUUCUUCUCUCUAUCCAGUGUCUUUUUCCUUGGCUGUUUUUGCCCGAUGUCGUCUUGAGUUCUCCGAUAUCAUCUCGUCGCUUAUGUUUCGUCUGGAAGGCAUAGGCUUUUUCCUCUUUUUUAAACUUUGCUUGUAUAUCCGGCGUUGCUUGCUGAUGAUGAUGGCGCGAUUGUGAAUAUACUUAUUCAGCAUCUCCAUCCAACGAGCCUCAUGGCAUGAGGCUUGCCCAUAGAUUUCUCAGAGCCAUCCGCUUCGAUAAUGAUUAUCCACAUUCAAACAUGGAACUUGGG